UUAAAGGUUAAUUUGCGAUUUUAAAUGUUAAACUGCGAUUUUGCCAAACGUUUAACUGCGUUUUCAAAAAUCACUUUUUUCAAAUCGCACAUUUUAUAAUCGUGAUUUUAAAUCGCACUUUUUUAAAUCGAAAAUCCAAACGGACCCUAAGAAAAAACAACGUACAUGCAUGUUUUCUUACACGCAAAUUGACUAGAUAUUCAUGCAGUUGAAACUUUGAAAGCUUGUGAUUGGCAAUCUAGCUAAGAAAAAACAACGUACCGGCCUGCAUGUCACAACUCACACGGCAAAUUGACUAGAUCUUCAUGCAGUCAGUCAGCUGGUUUGAAAUUAAAGCUUGUGAUUAUUGGCAAUAUUCUACUAAUAAAAAGCAUCGUGCAUGCAUGUCACGCAAAUUGACUAUAUGUUCAUGCAGUCUAGGUAAUUGAAAAUAAGAAAGAUAAUUUGUGUUUGCAUGUAGAUCGGGUUCGGGUCAUGUUGAGGUAUAGGUAUAAGAUUAAAUAGGUUGAUCGUAACCCGACUCAUUUAAUUAAACAAGUUAAACCCCUCAACCCUAACCCUCUAAUUUUGUAUUUAGUUCGUAUCGAGUCCGCGGGUCAUGUCAAUAAUUGCCUCUCAUUAUGUCAUGUGUUGGGUUUGAAUCGUAUUGAAAUAUGAGUAUAAGACUAUAUAGAUCAAUCAUAACUCAACACAUUUAAUUAAAUGGAUCGUGAGACUCAACAACCCUAACCUUUUAAUUUAGAUGUAAUAUGUUUGCGUUGAAUUCACAUAUUGUGUCAAAAAGUUGCUGGCCUAAUUGAAAGCAUGUGAUUGGCAAUCUACUAAUUAAGAAAAAACAUCGUGCAAAUAUGCAUGUCAUGCAAAUUGACUAGAUCUUCCCCAGUUCAGACGAUCGACGAACGAAAAGUAAUCUUUCUUGAAUGUGCGUACAAACUGCCAGUAAAUUGUUGAAUCUUUCAAAGUCAAGGUCAUGACCGAAUCAGAACCUGCCCAACACUUAACGCCAUAGCAUUCAUUACAAAUAAUUUGGUGAUGAUCACCAAAUUUGUAAAAUCCAUCUCCACCUGUUCUUGCAAUUAAUCAUUAUCAGUGAUAUUCGAUAUUCCUUCUUCAAUGGAUUCUGCAACCGGCCAGCCUCACUUUGUCCUAAUACCACUCAUGGCCCAAGGCCACAUGAUCCCCAUGAUUGACAUGGCCAGGCUCUUUGCGGAGCGUGGCGUUAUUGUGAGCUUGGUGACAACCCCCUACAAUGCCUCACGAUUUCAAAGAGCUAUCAACCAAGCAAGAGGCUCUGGGCUCUCGUUUCGGCUUGUUCAGCUCGAAUUUCCAUGCCAAGAAGUGGUACUUCCUGAAGGAUACGAGAACCUUGACAUCCUGCCCUCCAGAGACCUACUGAGAAAGUUCUACAAAGCUCUCAGCAUGCUCCAACAGCCACUAGAAAAACACCUCGAGAAAGAAACUCCCCCUCCAACUUGCAUAAUAUCUGACAAGUGCCUCUCUUGGACAGCCAUCACUGCUCAAAACUUCAACAUUCCAAGGCUUGUUUUUCACGGGAUGGGCUGCUUCUCACUUUUGAGCUCCCAUAAUAUUAAACUUUACAAUGCUCACAAUUCUGUCAGUUCUGACUCGGAACCCUUUGUGAUCCCUGGAAUUCCCCAUAGAAUUGAGAUAACAAAAGCCCAGCUGCCGGGAGCUUUUGUUGCCCUGCCUGACUUGGAUGAUUUUCGAAACAAGAUGCAAGAGGCUGAAUCAACCGCCAAUGGGGUUGUGGUGAAUAGUUUCCAUGAAUUGGAGCGUGAGUACAUUGAGGAGUACGAGAAGGCUAUUAAGAAGAAGGUGUGGUGCGUUGGGCCAGUUUCUUUACGUAACAAGGAGAAUUCCGACAUGUUUGAGAGAGGUAACAAAGCCUCAAUUGACGAGCAACUUUGUAUGGGAUGGCUUAACUCGAAAAAACCAAGGUCAGUUAUUUAUGCUUGUUUAGGUAGCCUGUGCCGCCUGGUUCCCGCACAAUUAAUAGAACUUGGGCUUGGCCUAGAAGCAUCAAAUCAGCCAUUUAUUUGGGUGAUCAAAACAGGAGAAAGGCAUUUGGAGCUGGAGGAGUGGUUGGUGAAGGAAAGAUUUGAGGAAAGGAUCAAAGGGAGGGGGCUGUUGAUCAAGGGAUGGGCUCCACAGAUGCUUAUUCUAUCCCAUCCAGCAGUUGGAGGAUUCAUAACCCACUGUGGAUGGAACUCGACGCUAGAAAGUGUGUGCUCCGGUGUGCCGAUGAUAACAUGGCCUCUCUUCGCCGAGCAGUUCUUCAACGAAAAACUAGUCGUAGAAGUUUUGAGGAUUGGGAUUAAGAUAGGCGUCGAGAUCCCUGUCAGAUGGGGGGAUGAAGAGAAAGUUGGGGCGUUGGUGAAGAAAGAUGGGGUUGAGAAGGCAAUAACCAUGCUCAUGGAUGGGGGCGAAGAAGGUGAGAAAAGAAGAAAGAAAGCAAGAGAGCUUGGAGAGAUGGGAAAGAGGGCACUGGAGAAAGGUGGAUCUUCUCAAUUAAACAUGUCAUUCUUGAUCGAAGACAUAACAAAACAAUCCACCCAAGGCAAGGCGUAA
Messenger RNA from Alnus glutinosa, 2589 nucleotides. Its product is annotated as UDP-glycosyltransferase 73D1-like. The record is from RefSeq and is a predicted model, not a curated record. NCBI's taxonomy places the organism in Eukaryota, Viridiplantae, Streptophyta, Magnoliopsida, Fagales, Betulaceae. The transcript has 2 exons. Gene Ontology annotation, molecular function: UDP-glycosyltransferase activity. Bases 1114 to 2589 code for a protein of 491 amino acids.